GGUCUUUAAUUUGUAUUUCUACAUUUGCCACGAAUCAAAAAACAACGUGAAUUGAGAAGUGAAAAUGCCGUGUGUUUUUAUUUGAUAUUACUUUUAUUCACUCUGCAAUGGCUGAAAAAAUAAGUAAUAUGGAAAACGGAUCGCCAGACGUUCCAUACUUUACUUUUGAAAUUGCUUGGGAGGUUGCCAAUAAAGUUGGAGGUAUUUAUACUGUGAUUAAAUCCAAAGCUCCAGUGACGGUCGAGGAAUUGAAAAAUCAUUACUGUUUGAUUGGUCCAUACAAAUUGGUAAUGUGAAACAUGGAAUAAUGAAUUGUUCACCCCAGAAUCACCCCAGAAUAAGGCGAUAGGAGAAGCUAUUGAAGACAUUAAAAGGAAGGGAUUAAGGUUGUUUUGGCGAUGGCUUAUUGAUGGAUUCCUCAAGUGAUUUUAUUGGACGUCGGUUCAGGCUCGAAGUUCAUGAACACUUGGAAACAGGAACUUUGGGAGAAAUGCAAUGUUGGUGUACCGCAUUUAGAUAUUGAAGCUAACGAUUCUGUGAUAUUUGGCUAUCUCGUCUGUUGGUUCAUCACUGAGUUUAAAAAGCGCGAACCUUUGCCAGUCAUUGCGCAUUUUCACGAGUGGCUAUCUGGUGUUGGUUUAGUGGCGUUGAGAACAAAACAUGUUGAUGUUACCACAAUAUUUACGACCCACGCCACCUUACUGGGACGUCAUCUAUGUGCUGCUAAUGCCGAUUUUUAUAAUAAUCUUAGUAAUUUCAACAUAGACAAGGAAGCGGGCGAUCGUGGUAUUUAUCAUCGAUAUUGUCUCGAGAGGUCCGCUGUUCAUUCGGCUCACGUGUUCACUACAGUUUCCUUGAUUACAGCCGAUGAAGCUGAACAUAUGGUUCGACGUAGAGCGGAUUGUAUAUUACCGAAUGGACUGAACGUCGUGAAAUAUACGGCUCUUCAUGAAUUUCAAAAUCUUCAUGCCAUAGCGAAGGAAAAAAUACACAAAUUUGUUCGAGGUCAUUUUUAUGGACAUAACUUUGAUCUGAAUUCAACGCUCUAUUUUUUCUCCGCCGGCAGGUAUGAAUAUUUCAACAAAGGAGUAGAUCUUUUCGUAGAGUCUUUAGCCAGGUUAAAUCAUUUCUUAAAGUCGAUCAAUAGCUCUACUACGGUUGUCGCCUUCCUUAUUUUCCCAACGAAAACUAACAAUUUUAACGUUGAUUCGUUGAAAGGACAAGCUGUUGCCAAACAAUUAAGGGAUGUCGUUGAUGAACUUCAAGAUAAAAUCGGAAAGAAAUUAUUUGAAGCUGCUCUCGGUGGUAAAAUACCGGAAGCUGACACUUUGCUCUCUCCUGGUGACGUCAUUAAAUUGAAGCGUUGUAUUUACUCUGGACAGAGAGGCUGUCUCCCCCCUGUUGUCACUCAUAAUGUUAUGAAUGAUUCCGCUGAUCAAAUACUCAAUCAUAUACGGCGUUGUCGUAUGUUUAAUUACGAUUCUGAUAGAGUUAAGAUUAUUUUCCAUCCGGAAUUUUUAUCUGCAACGAACCCAUUGAUAGGAAUGGAAUAUGAAGAAUUUGUUCGUGGCUGUCAUUUGGGAGUGUUUCCCUCUUAUUAUGAGCCAUGGGGUUAUACACCUGCUGAAUGCACUGUCAUGGGUAUACCAUCGGUGUCCACGAACUUAUCUGGGUUUGGUCGCUUCAUGGCUGAGCACAUAGCAGAUCCUUGCUCCUAUGGGAUCUAUCUCGUAGAUCGAAGAUUCAAAGAUGUCGAAGGAUCAAUAACACAGUUGGCUGAGCACAUGAAAUCGUUUUGCCUGCUCAGUCGUCGGCAGAGAAUUAUUCAACGGAACAGAACAGAGCGACUUAGUGAACUGCUUGACUGGAAAAGUCUUGGAAGGUAUUACAUGAAAGCGAGGAGAAAGGCUUUGUCUAUUGUUUACCCUGACCAAUUUCAAGAAGAAAAUGAAGAAGACGAUGAAAGAUAUCAAACACAGUAUUUCAGAUUUCCUCGUCCCGGCUCCCAGCCCCCUUCUCCGACAGCGUCAAGUUACGGCUCUGAUGACGAGGAAGACGAACGCCAUCGACUGUAUAGCGAAUGAGGUUCUAACGACGUCAUUUUAUAUGGUGUUUAUGUGUGUCUUAUCGAAAUUUUAUUCUUCAUAAAACUACUUAUUAGUCAUUUUUGCGAUCCUUCAAUGCCUGUAUGGGAAUUGAAUGAGAAUUUCAGCAUUAUUGAUUUGAUGUUCGAAAUAUUUUACUGAGAAUGAAAAUCCCAUCUAUGGACAACUAA
This is a messenger RNA of Xenia sp. Carnegie-2017, 2275 nucleotides long. Its product is annotated as glycogen [starch] synthase-like. The transcript is spliced from 20 exons. Gene Ontology annotation, cellular component: cytoplasm. The coding region runs from base 459 to 2084 and encodes 541 amino acids. Gene Ontology annotation, biological process: glycogen biosynthetic process. Lineage: Eukaryota; Metazoa; Cnidaria; Anthozoa; Malacalcyonacea; Xeniidae. The record is from RefSeq and is a predicted model, not a curated record. Gene Ontology annotation, molecular function: alpha-1,4-glucan glucosyltransferase (UDP-glucose donor) activity.